Molecule: messenger RNA, 5501 nt
Organism: Gallus gallus (chicken)
Lineage: Eukaryota; Metazoa; Chordata; Aves; Galliformes; Phasianidae
Gene: FECH
Product: ferrochelatase
Exons: 11
Coding region: 593-1648 (351 amino acids)
Biological process (GO): heme biosynthetic process
Molecular function (GO): protoporphyrin ferrochelatase activity
Source: RefSeq, a predicted model, not a curated record
GGCGGCGGCCGGCGGGGCCGUCUGAGGGAAUGCACGCGGCCGCCAACAUGGCUGCUGCCGGCCGGGCGGCGCGACCCCGUGAGUGCGGUGCGGGCGGUCCGGGGGCGGCGGAGCGGAGCGGAGCGGGACGGAGCGCGGCGGCGCCAUCCCGGCUGCGGAGCGCGGCGCGGGGCCGGGGGGCGGCGGCGGGGCGGGCGGCCGCGGCGCGUUACACAACGGAGGAGCCUUUGCGUAACGGCGUCAGCCGCGUCCCCGGGCCGCCGCGCUCCGAGCCCCGCGUGCCCCGCGCCGCAGCCCGGGCCGGGCUCUCCGCGUGGCUCUCGCAGCCGGCGCUGAGCGGCGCGGGCGCUCCUCGGGCUGCGGAGCGCCGUUUGAGCGCGGCCGCAUCGCCGCCCGUCCCGUGAAUGGGGCUUUGUGCUUUGUCAUCUCUGGAAGGAACUCGGCGCGGUGCUUCAGACGGAGCGCGUGGGUGGUGGCGGGCGGCAGGCAGCUGAGGGUCCCGCUGCGCUGGAGGGGGCAGGUGGCCGCGGCAGCGCCCAGCACCAAGCCGCAGGCCGAGCCAGAAACGCGGAAACCUAAAACGGGGAUCUUGAUGUUAAACAUGGGAGGUCCAGAAAGGCUGGAUGAUGUGCAUGACUUCUUGCUGCGCCUCUUCCUGGACCGGGACCUCAUGACGCUUCCAGCACAAAAUAAACUUGCACCGUUCAUCGCUAAACGCCGCACACCACGAAUUCAGGAGCAGUACAGCAGGAUUGGAGGGGGGUCACCCAUCAAGAAGUGGACGGCGGUGCAGGGAGAAGGCAUGGUGAAACUGCUGGACAGCAUGUCUCCUCAGACCGCACCCCACAAGUACUACAUUGGCUUCCGGUACGUGCACCCUCUGACAGAGGAAGCAAUUGAGGAGAUGGAGGAUGACGGCAUCGAGAGAGCCAUCGCCUUCACGCAGUACCCGCAGUACAGCUGCUCCACCACAGGAAGCAGCUUAAAUGCCAUUUAUCGCUACUACAAUAAAAAGGGGAAGAAGCCAAAGAUGAAGUGGAGUAUCAUUGACCGAUGGCCCACACACCCCCUGCUCAUCCAGUGCUUUGCCGAUCACAUACAGAAGGAGCUGGACCUGUUCCCACCUGACAAAAGGAAAGAUGUCGUCAUCCUUUUCUCAGCCCACUCGCUCCCCAUGUCUGUGGUGAACCGUGGUGAUCCGUAUCCACAAGAAGUGGGAGCUACUGUCCAGAGAGUCAUGGAGAAGCUGAACCACUCCAACCCCUACCGGCUGGUCUGGCAGUCCAAGGUUGGGCCAAUGCCUUGGCUUGGUCCACAAACAGACGAGACGAUUAAAGGACUGUGCCAAAGAGGAAAGAAGAACAUGUUGUUGGUCCCCAUAGCAUUUACAAGUGACCACAUUGAAACGCUUUACGAACUGGAUAUUGAGUAUGCCCAAGUUUUAGCAAACGAGUGUGGCGUUGAGAACAUCAGAAGAGCGGAGUCACUUAAUGGAAACCCACUGUUCUCCAAGGCUCUGGCAGACUUGGUCUGCUCACACAUCCAGUCCAAUGAGAUCUGCUCCAAGCAGCUGACGCUCUGCUGCCCGCUCUGCGUGAAUCCUGUCUGCAGGGAGACCAAAGCCUUCUUCACCAACCAACAGCUGUGAUGGGCAGGCUGUCUUGUGCAGGAACUGUCCUGGUGAAGCGGUGCUUGGCCAAGCUCUCCUGUGCUACAUCCUUAGUCUGGUAGUCCCAGCAAUGGUAACCUCAUUGAGGUUAUUCAGUGAGGAGUAUUUCUUUUUUUUUAACUUUUUUUUUUUUCUUAUGUUUCCUUUGUUUAAGAAGUGUUUGUAGCAAGUAGGUUUAUCCUGUGAGAUGCGGAAAGGUCUCGUCUCAUCUGGUUCUGAUUGGACUUAGCAUGAGUAUGCACUGUAAAACUUUUAAAAAAGCAAAACAAAAAAAAAAAAACAGGGCUUUUAUACAGAUCAGCUUCUACUUCCUAUGCAGGGAUUUAUUUGUAUGCAAUUUUGUCAUGAGUGCAUUAAUUUCAGUUUUCCAGAUCAAGCAUAUAAUUAUUUUUGUUUAUACACUUAAGGUACAGCAUAACUAGCGUAGCCACCAGUUGUUUCUUCUGACUUCAGGUGGGUUUUAAGAUCAAGUGACCUCUAAUGCUUUUUAAAUAACGUGUCUAUUUUUUUAGAACAUAAAGAUAAGGUUUUAGUUUUGUUUUCUCCUGCUAGAAACGUCCCGUGAAAGCUUGGCUGGGAUAGUAGAACUCAUAAGGUUUGUUUACAUUUUCUAGAAGAGAAAACCACUCAUCACUUGCAGGAAAACCCCUGCAUUUGCAAAGCAUAAAGGUAAAGGAACGAUUCUGGUUGCUGAUGCUGCAGAAUGUGCACGGCACGUGUUUCAAAUCCAGCACACGUUGAUACGUCUUGGUUCAUCUUCUAAGCAAAAUGGCUUUUUUAUCAUUAUUAAAAAGGGCUUUCUCUGGUUAAGUAAGUGUAGGAAGUUGGGCUUGUUCUCCAGCAGGUUUAUAGAUCCGCUCUGCGUGCUUUCUGCUGUGUCACAGCCCUGUGGUUUUUGUGGGAUGCUAUGGAGUUACAUAGGUACAAUUGAUCUAGCUUAAUUGAUGAUGCUAUUUAAAAGUGAGAUGAUAAAUCAAGAGUCAUUUACAUUGCAGAUGCCCAAGCACACAGUGAGAGGAGAGCAGGCUGCCCCUCACGCUGACAGCUGUGUUCUCAGCAUACCUCUGUCAGAAGCCAAAUUCCAUCUGUUCGAUUUCUGGCACCAGUGGUGAGCCUGCAGCUGCAGUCGUAGCUCACCUGUGCUUAUUGCUCGUUGGGCAGGUGUGUGGGUGCACCGGGGCUCCUGCAUCCACUCCUAAGCAGCAGCAGUUCCAUAGAGUGAGAAAGCUUUUAGGGCUUAAUCAGCACUGACAUGCCAGUCCUGCGGCAAUGCAGGGUGUUCUGUAAAGUGAUGAUAGCUCAUCAUGAGGUUCGGGAAGCAGAUAGCUUGCUGCUCGGACAGUAGUUUUUGCUUAUGUAACCGAAGCAGGAGCAGUUUGAAUCCCUCGUCUUUCAAGGAUGGGAUUGUUUAAAAAGCUAAUAGGCCUGUGUUGGUAUAACAGGGACUUAUCUUGUUCUGUUUUAUGCUAGAAGAGUUAACUAGGGGAUAUUAAAAAUAAAUGGCUGCUGUGUUGGCCAGCCAGCAGCCUGGGCAUUGCCAUGGAGCAACACAGAUCUUGCCCCAUGAGCAUCCACGGCCCCAUAUGCCUCAAGGGUUGACUGAAACCCCUCCACUGCCAGCCUGUAGCUCGCAGUGUGGCUCUGGUGAGACAGGCUUAGUCCUCAGCACCAGAGCCUCCUGUGUUGCUGCUGUAGCACAGAAAUCUUCCUCUGCCUGCAGUAUGUGUGCCUCCUCUUGGGGCAGGAGUAGCAGGGACAGGCCUGCAGGUGCCCGGGUGGCAGCACGCUCUCUGCCCAGGGCUGUAGCUUCCAGAACCUCGCUGUGCUUUCAGUGCUCUCUGAUUAGCAGAAGUGUGUCGUUUGCAAACAGCGGGAGGAUCUGUAGGGCAGCUUUUCCCUGUCAGUGGACAUGAGUAGAAAGCAGGCUCUUGAGUGUUGAGUAGGACCUGUGGCAUGGCAGCAGGGUGCUUUCGGCCAAAGCUGUCUCUCUCCAGGAGCUUUGGUUGCCUUCACGCUUUUCAGCUCUCAUUGAGCCUGUCUUGGCACAGAGGGCACCUGAAUGCCUGCGAUGCUGCCAGGACGUUGGCUCCCUCCUGCCUUCUGCCCAGCCUCUGGGCUUUGCUCGGUGUCCCAGCAGGAUAAGGAAGCAGGAUGCUGAUCCCUGCCCAGGUGCAGUCGGCAGGUUCACUGCAUGGUGUAGGGCUGAGACCCACGGAAAGACUUCAAAUCGAUGCCAGAAGAAUGAUGAUGGCAGCAGUGAGUGUGGGCAGGGAACUGUAGCCUUACGUGUCUCGUUGGAGGAAGACUCCUCUCGAUCCCCACUUCUCUGUGUGAUGCUUGUGGGUGGCUGGCAGGGGACUUUGUCAAACCUUUCUGCCCAUGACCCUCUCCUUACCACCUGAUGGUCGUGGCCACCUCUGAAGCUGGGAACCGAAGGUUAACUUUACAUAAUAGUUGCAGUGCAAUAAAUACAGAUUGGCUUUUUAUUUCCAUACUGGAGAGAGUACUGAAAAUACUAGCUGGCACUAAUUAUGAGGCAUUACAUAAAAGGUAUUUAAAAUGCACUUUUUAGUGAGCUAACCGCAAGAGAGAUAAUUACUAAGCGUCUUUAGCGACUGUUGCUCUCAGACCAUAAUGCAGAAAUCACUUAAUUUUCUAGCUUUUAGCAGAUGGAUCACGUCACAUACAGCCAGUGGGUUAUUUUAUUUUCCUGAACAGUUCAUUGUGAUAUCACCCUGUCCUGUUAUUUAGCACAUGUUAUUUCAUCUUAGAGCAGCACCAAGAGCCUGUCAAAAAGCUUUCCGAGCAAGCUCUGCUCUUAUUUUUAAUAGGAAUCAGUUUCUUCCCGUUGCACUUAGAAAUAAGUCUGAAAAAUGAAACCUGAGAGACUGACAACAGUGGGAAUUUAUCUGCCAUUGAGAUCUCCUGAUCCUGGGCUUUGUCUGGGGGCAUUUCCCACUCUGUUUUCCAGCAGUGGAAUGCACUCGACCUUCCUUUGGAUGCUUCCAAGCUGGCUGUCCAUAUCCGAGCCGCUGCCCUUGGUCCUGUCUGUGGUCAGGGGAUGUUUUUUUGGGGCAUUUUCCCCUCCAUUCUUGUGCCUUCCUGCCAUCCACACUCCGCGGUGCUUCGUAGCUGCUGCAUUUGGGAGGCUGUACUCCGAGCUCUGCUGCUGCGCGUUCCUUUUCCCCCUCUGACAGAUUUUCAGCAUUUGGUGCUAUUAACUCAGGACCCGGUCUUGUCAGAUCCUGAGCACUUUGCUCUGAUUGAAUUGAUCCAAGCACAUGGAAUUGUCAGCACUGGGGAGACCGCCGUCCUCUGGCAGUAAUCUAGCUUGACUUUUCAUUAUCAAUUAUACUCUUCGUGCAGAGCUUCGUCUGCGAGUGUUUGUCGCUUCCAUUUGCCUUGGCAGUGCGCAGCAGGGUGGGAGUGUGGGUGAGUUUUUUCUCCUUUGGAGUUCUAUGAAAUCUGGCUGCAUUUUAGCAAACGGGACAGCUUCCAGGAGCAGAGCUGUAAUGCUGAACAGCGCGGGGGGAUAAUUUCGGUGAGCUGAGGUCAGAGGGGUUUUCUCUGUAAUAUUUGGAAGCUCAUCCUGCGUUCCUCUUCUGCCACACUGAGAGAGAGAUGGGAAUCAGCACGGAGUGUGCGGUGCGGAGGAGGGAGAUGUUUCUGUGAUUGCUUCAUGCCAGAUGUGCACAAAUACUUGUGUUUAGUCUACCACGUUUAUUGCAGAUUCAACGAGGACUUCCAUGUAACGUAAGGAUUUGUAUAACCUUGCUGUGUGUCAUGUACCGUAACAAUGGGAUUUCAAUUAAAGACUUUUGGAGGAAACGGC